UUUGCCAUGAGUUACGGCGUCUUCCAAGAAUACUACUUUGAUAACUGGACGCUGCAAGGUGGCCGCGAAGUAACCGGUAUCAUCGGGACGACCACGAAUGGCGUCAUGUACCUAUCCAUGCCCUUGCUCUUCGCGCUAUUCACCAGACGAUGGGCUCACAGACGUAGGAUGGCGGCUCUAUGCGGGGCUGCGCUGACAUGCAUCAGCUUCGUCCUUUCAUCCUUCAGUACCCAUGUGUGGCACUUGGUGGCAACACAAGGUGUCAUGGCAGCGCUGGGGUGUGCGCUAAUCUACAGUCCAACGACACUAUCGCUUGGCGAAUGGUUCAAGACGAGCAAUCGAGCCGUAACAUACGGCGUCUCCCUGUCGUGCAAGAAUAUCGUCGGAUCAGCUUGUCCGUUCCUAGUCCGCGUGCUUCUCAACCGCUACGGCUUCCGCACCACUUUGCAAGUCUGGGCCGCCAUCGCAACCGGCACCAGCAUCCCCGCCAUCUUUCUAAUACCCACUCACCCCUCCAGCAUCCUCCUGUCCACAAGCACCCACCGAGCCCGCAAGAACCCUUGGGAGUUCCUCAAACAUCAGAGCUUCUACAUCUACAGCACGGCUAUUAUCUUGCAAAGCUGCGGCUACGGCAUACCACAGACCUACCUUAACCAGUACGCCCACGACGUCACUCUCCUCUCUCAAACGUCGGCCACCCUCUUACUCACCGUCUUCAACAUCCCUGGCAUCGCAUCCAGUUCCUUCUUCGGCUAUCUUAGCGACAACAAGCACUUCCCCCUCUCCGCCACGACCGUGACCGCCAUCUCAGCCGUCAGCUCGGCCCUCUCCGCUUUUCUGAUCUGGGGCCUCACGUCGCAGGGCAGCAUGGCAUUGCUGGUGUUGUUCUCCAUUACCUUUGGUUUCUUCGCCGGCGGAUACAGCGCCACGUGGGGAGGGGUCAUUAAUGAGCUUGAACGUGAAGCUUCGCAAAGGAAUGAGGCGAUUGAUACGGGGAUGGUGUAUGGCCUGUUGAAUGGUGCUAGAGGGGUUGGGUAUGUGAGUGGAGGGUUGGCGGGCGUGCCGUUGCUGAAGUCGGGGAGUAGGGCGGCAAUUGGUGGGUUUGGGUAUGCGACGACUUAUGGGCCGCUUAUUAUUUUCACGGGGCUCUCGUCUGUGUUUGGGGGUUGGGGCAUAGUGUGGAAGUGGAUGGGGUUGCUGCAUUUGGUGUGA
Messenger RNA from Pseudomassariella vexata, 1212 nucleotides. Its product is annotated as major facilitator superfamily domain-containing protein. The record is from RefSeq and is a predicted model, not a curated record. Gene Ontology annotation, cellular component: fungal-type vacuole membrane. NCBI's taxonomy places the organism in Eukaryota, Fungi, Ascomycota, Sordariomycetes, Amphisphaeriales, Pseudomassariaceae. The annotation marks the transcript as partial. Gene Ontology annotation, molecular function: transmembrane transporter activity. The transcript has a single exon. Gene Ontology annotation, biological process: transmembrane transport.